Messenger RNA from Athene cunicularia (burrowing owl), 896 nucleotides. RefSeq names its product erythroferrone-like. Lineage: Eukaryota; Metazoa; Chordata; Aves; Strigiformes; Strigidae. The transcript is spliced from 6 exons. The record is from RefSeq and is a predicted model, not a curated record. Gene Ontology annotation, molecular function: hormone activity. Gene Ontology annotation, biological process: positive regulation of insulin receptor signaling pathway; positive regulation of D-glucose import across plasma membrane; negative regulation of gluconeogenesis. The coding region runs from base 1 to 783 and encodes 260 amino acids.
AUGCUGCUGGCCGGGAGCCCCGGGCGGGCGAGCGGCCCCCGGGCUCGGGGCAGGACGGGCACAGUGCGGGGUGGGACCGGGGCUGGCACGGCCCCGGUACCGGCCAGUCCAGGAAAAUCACCGCAGGCUGUCUUGCAAGCCGGUGUGCCAGGCGCUGCCCCUGCCCCCGCCCUGCUGGAAGAGCUGCUGAGGGAGCUGCAGCUCCUGCUGAAAGGCAUGGCUAAGGGGCAGGUGAAAAUGCGCAGGAAGGCCUGGGAAGGGCGUGAAGAGGAGGAGAAGGAAAGCCGUGCAGGCACCCCGCAGGCUGGGGCCCACCAUCGCGUGGAAGCAGCCUUCCACUGCCGGACACGUGAAAACAUCUCUGUGGAGCAGAGAUCGCGGCAGGAGCUGCGGUUCUACUACAUCCCGGAGAGGGAGGGAACGUUCCACCGUGGCUCGGGGCUGAACCUGACCAGCGGGCAGUACACGGCCCCCGUCGCAGGGUACUACACCUUCACCGCCACGCUGCGCAUCGUGCGCAGGGAGCAGCGGCGGAAGGGGCAGCCGGGCACGGGGAACCGUCUGCGGGCGCUGAUCUGCGUGCAGUCCCGCUGCCAGCACAACAGCAAUUUGGAAACCGUGUCCCGGCUGGAGAAUGGUAGUGACCUUUUCACCAUCUCUGUCACCGGAAUCCUUUACCUAGAGGCUGGGCAGUACACUUCUGUUUUUGUGGACAACGCUGCAGGCUCUCCCCUCACUGUUCAAAGCAACUCUGAUUUCAGCGCCAUUCUGCUGGGGGUGUGAAGCAGCGCUGGGCACUGCACAGGGAGCUGCACCUGUGCCAGAGCUGGACCCUCCCUCUGCCAGCCACCCUCACACUUCCCUGGCUCAGCACCAAGCCCAGGGAAGAUCUUUUG